GCUGAUGCCUUUGUCUGGGAGACAAGGCUGUGCGCAUGCGUAGCAGCUGCGGGUCAUCUGUCCUGUGCGGGCUUCCGUACAGCGCUCUGUUGUCAGUGGAGAGCGGCGCCCGGUGCGGGUACUGAUGGGGGAGACAGGUUUAUUCCAUUUAAAGUAAAAGCAAAGGACAACAAUGCAUCAUGGGAAUGGUCCCUCAAAUACUCCACGUCAGCUUCAAAGGUCCAGAUCAUUCACUGGCAAUGAGGCAGAGGAAACAUCCAUACAGACAAAUUUGCCACAGUCUCCUGCACCUGCUCCAUCAUUUGCACCAGCGGUCAGUUCACCUGGACCCCAGUCGCCCAGUUACCAGAUACAACAACUGAUAAUGAGCCGUAAUCCAGUUGCUGGUCAGAAUGUGAAUAUUACACUUCAAAAUGUAGGACAAGUGGUUGCAGGAAAUCAACAGAUAACACUGACCCCACUGCCUAUCCCUAAUCCAGCCUCUCCUGGAUUCCAGUUCAGUUCCCAGACAAGGAGGUUUGAACAUGGAUCUCCUUCCUAUAUUCAGGUCACUUCCCCAAUGUCUCAGCAAGUCCAAACACAAAGCCCUACACAGCCCAGCGCUGUGCCAAUCCAAGCAUUACAAGGCGUUAGAGCUGCUACAGCUGGAGCUAGCUUGGGAAUGUGUAGCCAGAGUCCAACACGUGGUUUUGUGGAUGCCAGUGUCCUGGUGAGACAGAUAAGCUUAAGUCCUUCAAAUGGUGGACAUUUUGUCUUUCAAGAAGGGUCUGGACUUGCACAAAUUGCACAGGGAGCAACAGCACAGGUACAGCUUCCAUCUGGGGCUGCACAAGCCACAAUAAGAGAGCGCAGGCUUUCACAGCCUCAUUCUCAGACCGGAGGCACUAUUCAUCACCUUGGACCUCAAAGUCCUGUGGCAAGUGGGGCAAACCUGCAGACCUUGACCACACCAAGCCACAUAACAACCACCAACCUCCCCCCACAAAUCAGCAGUAUUAUCCAAGGUCAGCUUAUUCAGCAACAACAAGUUCUUCAUGGGCAGCAGUUGGGCAGGACUAUCAGCUUUGAUAGGACUUCUGGGGGAAUGAUAGCUGGAGUAGCUGCAGCUUCAUCUUUUGGUAUAACGUCAUCUCCAACCCCGACAAGUCCAUCACGAAUAACAGGUUCCCAGGCACUUUGUAGUCUUUCUUUAACCCCAACAGUAAGUACGAUCAAGAAGCAAAGUAAGAAGCUUGAGGAAAUACCUCCUGCAACUGCCGAAGAUGCACAGAUGAGAAAGCAGUGCUUGGAGCAUCACAAUAAGUAUAUGAAAAGCUUGAAGGAACAUUUCAAGGAUUAUCUGAUUGAGCUCUUCUUCCUACAACAUUUUCAAGGAAACAUGAUGGAUUUCUUGGCAUUUAAAAAGAAACCCUCAUUGGGUCUUCAGGGUUAUCUCAGGCAAAAUGACUUGGAUCUAGAAGAGGAAGAAGAAGAGGAGCAGUCUGAGGUUAUAAACGACGAGGUAAAGAUUGUGACAGGAAAAGAUGGGCAGACUGGUACUCCUGUUGCUAUAGCAACCCAGCUUCCUCCUAAUGUUUCUGCUGCUUUUUCAUCACAGCAGCAGCCAUUUCAGCAAUCUCUAACAGGGAGUGGAGCUGUAGGAGCAGCAAAUGCAAUCGAUAUUGAAGCUUUUAAAAGACAACAAGCCCUCACACAAGCAGACCCAAGCAAGAGACCACGCCUUGAUAUGCCAAGACAUGGCAUGGUUUUCCAGCAUCCAGGGGUGGCAUCUGGGGUACCCCUACAACAACUUAUGCCCACUGCACAAGGGGGAAUGCCUCCUACUCCUCAGACAGUGCAACUGACAGGACAGAAGCAAAGCCAACAGCAAUAUGAUCCCUCCAAGGGGCCUCCAGUGCAAAAUGCUGCCAGCCUUCAUACUCCCCCUCCCCAGUUGACUGGCAGAGUCCAGGCCUCCAAUAUUCCCAUUUCUUCUCUACCCACUGCCCUGCAUUUGGCACAGCAACAGCAGCAACUCACAGAAGGUCAAAUUCAGCCACAGAUUCAAGUGCAGGUCAAAGCGCAAGCAGCAGGUGUCCCUAUUCAGUCAUCGCCACAGAAUCAGCUUCCAGCCCAGAUCUCACAGACUCUCCAGACAACAUUUCAUGCACAGAUGCCCAUUAUGGCUACAACUCAACCACAAGGCACAGCUCAACAACAGACUGUCACCCUGAUGAGGCCAACCACAGAAUCUCCACAGCAAAAACUUACCAGCAGCUCUCAGCCCUCAUCUUUUGUGGCCCCAGCAGCCAUUUCUAAUAGUAGUCCGGUUGCAUCUUUCUCUCUGCCAACAAACAGAACUAAUCAAACUGCGAACAAAGCUGUAUCCUCCACAUCUCCCAAAGCCUCAGGAUCAGCGUUAGCAGCAACUGUCAAAGUACAAACCUCAUCGCAGAGCAUUACUGGAGUAUCUCCAGAAAUUCAAGACAAGUCUUUGGAACAGGAAAACCAUGUUCAUCAGCGCGUUGCAGAUCUUCGCAAAGAAGGUUUAUGGUCAUUACGGAGGCUUCCUAAACUGCAGGAGCCAUCAAGGCCAAAGUCUCAUUGGGAUUACCUACUAGAAGAGAUGCAAUGGAUGGCUGCUGACUAUGCUCAAGAGAGAAGGUGGAAAAUGGCUUGUGCAAAGAAGCUGGUCAGAACUGCUGCUCGUUAUCAUGAAGAAAAAAUAAUGAAUAUUGAGAGAGCCAAAACAGAAGAAGAGAACAAGCUGAAACGAAUUGCUGCCUCAAUUGCCAGGGAAAUUGAGUAUUUCUGGUCUAAUAUUGAACAAGUUGUAGAAAUUAAGUUACAAAUGGAGUUUCAAGAAAAAAGAAGAAAAGCACAUAACUUAAAUAUGGACUCAAUGAAAGGCCCACUUAAGGCAAUUGAGGAGGCAUGUGUGAAGCAUAAGCAUGGAGAUAUUAAAGCAUCACCAAGUUGGAGAAAGAGAAAAGCAAGUUCCUCUUGGAGUGAUGGCGAAGGUGAUGAUGAAGAGGAAACCAUUGCAGAACAGGAAACCAAAGAAAGCAGUGUAGACCACCAGGCUGAACUGACUGAAUUAAUUAGAGAAGCUGAUCUACCACUAGAUGAUUUAGUGAAGGAAUAUGAAGGUGCUUAUGAUGAGAAUUUUCACUGGCCCCAUGUUUUCAACCAAAAUGAAGAAGGGAGGAAAUCUAGUCAAGAUAUCAGAGAACACCCAGGGGAAGCGGACAUGCCCCAGAAACAUUGUACAACUGUUCUCAUUGACUCUCUGCUGGGUACGGACCAGUAUAGAUCAGUUGACAGGUCCAAUACAGCUCUUCUGAGUUCUAGAAAACACACCAGAGAUGUUGAAGAUGUGGCCAGAGCAGCAGAGUUGCUUUUUCCCAGUGGAAGUUCUCGUGUUACAUGUGCGGUGAAGCCAAGACCCUCUCCUCUUCUACAUGGCACUCUUCGGGAAUACCAGCUUGUGGGGCUAGACUGGCUGGAGAAACAGUACAAGAAGAAUCUUAAUGGAAUUUUGGCUGAUGAGUCUGGGCUCGGCAAGAAUAUCCAGGUUAUUGCUCUUAUGGCACACCUAGCUAGCAACGAAGGUAAUUGGGGUCCUCAUCUGAUUGUGGUGAGAAGCUGUAAACUUCUUAAAUGGGAGCUGGAAUUUAAAAGAUGGUGUCCUGGUUUAAAAAUGCUUUUGUAUUUUGGAAAGCAAAGGGACCUAAGGAAAAAAAGACAGAGGUGGGGGGAGCCAAACAACUUUCACGUCUGCAUCACCUCUUACAAGCAGCUGUUUAAGGGGAUCCAGGCUUUCAUGAAGAUGAGAUGGAGGUACCUGGUGCUGGAUGAGGUACAUCAGAUCCGGAAUAUGAAUGAGAAGCACUGGGAUGCCAUCUUCAAUCUGCCUAGCCAGAACCGGCUGCUUCUCAGAGACACUCCACUCCAAAACACAUGGAAAGAUCACUGGACCAUGAUGCAUUUUUUAAUCCCAGGAAUUUCCAAACCUUACCUGGACUUUCCUCUGAAAACCAACGGAGAAGAAAACCAAGAAAACUGCCAUAAACUUUUUAUAAUGUUGCACAGGACUGUUAGACCUUUUGUUUUAAGAAGGUCAAAGAAAGACGUUGAAAAGCAGCUGCCAAAAAAAUAUGAGCAUGUCCUAAAGUGCCGUCUCUCCAACCGCCAGAGAGCCUUAUAUGAGGAUGUUAUUCUUCAACCAGGAACCCAGGAUUCCUUAAAAGGUGGCCAUUUUGUCAGUGUUCUCCAUGUUUUGAUGCAGCUGCAAAGAAUAUGUAACCAUCCAGAUCUGGUGGAUCCACGUCCUGGACAUUCCUCGUAUGCAUGUGAAGCUCUGCAGUACAAAACUGCAUCUUUAGUAUUGCAAGCAUUAGAUUAUGACCCAUGGAAGGGUCCUGAUCUGUCUCUGUUUAAUCUGAUUGGACUUGAGAAUAAAAUGACACGGUAUGAAGCCCAGGUACUGCCAGUCCAGAAGGUGACUCAGAGGCUAAUGGAAGAAAUUUACAGUAACCCAGACACUACUGCUCGCCCCAAUCCAGUGAAAAUUAAACCAAGCAGGUUGUUUCAGCCAGUCCCUUAUGGUCAGAAGCCAGAUGGGAGAACUGUUACUUUCUCCAAUACUCCAGCAUCUCGCUUGGUAACUGCAACUACAACCACAGUGACCCAGCAAGGCCAGGCUCGAGGACGAUCCCCAGUCACCAUGGCAUCUGCAAAUCAGGGUGGGGAUGUGGUAAAAAUUGCUCAGCUAGCUGCAUCUGGUGCAGCACAGGGGAAAAUUGCACAGCCCAAGACCCCAGUGACUCUGCAGUUCCAAGGAAACACAUUCACUCUGUCCCAGAGCCAGCUACGCCAGCUCACAGCCGGGCAGCCUCUCCAACUACAAGGGAGUGUUCUUCAGAUUGUUUCUGCCCCUGGACAGCAGUACAUCCGGCCUCCCGGUCCUGUGGUGAUGCAGACAGUGGCACACGGGAACUCCAUUCAAAAUGCAAUGAACGCUUUGGGAAAUCAACAUCCUUCCAACAUAACCAAUCCUACAGUAAAUCCUCACUCAGGAAUUCAAGGGAGAACCAUAAUGCCUUACCCUACUAGUGGUGACAUGUCAUCUUCUCUGAAGGCUCCACAGAUUUCAGUGACCCCAGCACAGGAUUUAGUAGAAGAAAAGCAGAGAGUAAGAGAGCGCCUGGAGAGUCUCUUCUCUUGUAAUGAACGUCGAUGUGGGCAGGCACCAGUGUAUGGCGCUGAUCUGUUACGACUCUGCUCUGUGCGGUCUUCUGAUGUUCAGACUUCCAUGGAUAAGAAAAAGUGGGCAUGGGUGGGAUCUGUGAACUGUCUGAAUUCCUCUUGCAGAGAUUUUAAUGAUCCAUUGAGACACCUGAUUUUAUCCCCUAAGCAGCAGAAAGAGAUGCUGGAGCCCACAGCAAGGAGCACCUUAUGUGUGGUCCCUGCUGCUGUUGCUCCACCUCCAGAGUUGGUGACUUAUCUUCCUCCUCUAUACAGUCACAGCAUUAACAUCCUAAGACACUGUCUGAGGAAACAGACAGCACCAUAUAUUCAGGAUUUGUGGGAGAGAACCUCUCCUCAUUGUAUGCAAUCUCCAGACCUGCGACUUAUUCAGUGUGACUCGGGGAAGCUGGAGGCUCUCUCUAUACUUUUGCGGAAACUGAGGUUUGAAGGUCAUCGUGUUCUGAUUUUCUCUCAAAUGUUGCUCAUGCUGGACAUACUGGAGAUCUUCAUGGACUUUCACUAUUUCACCUUCAUCAGGAUCGAUGAAUGUGCAUCUUAUGAACAGUGCCGUGAUUUGAUGAGAAGCUUCAACCAGGACUCUCGAAUUUUUUGCAUCUUAAUGUCCACCCAAAGCCGGACACUGGGCGUUCCCUUUGUGGAAGCUGACAUUGCAAUUUUUUAUGACAGUGAUUUAAACCCAGUGAUGGAUUCUAGAGCUCAGGCCUGGUGUGAUCGCAUCAGCAGAGAUAGAGACAUUCAUAUUUAUAGACUUGUAAGUGGGAACUCUGUUGAAGAGAAGCUGCUAAAAAAUGGUACCAAGGAUCUCAUUAGAGAAGUUGCUGCUCAGGGGACUGACUUUUCAAUGGCUUUUCUUACACAGCAAACAAUUCACGAACUGUUUGAGCUUUACUCUCCACUUGAAGACUCAGGAUUUGGAGUAAAAGCAGAAGAAUUUGUAAUGCUUUCUCAAGACCCACCUCCAGCAGAAACAAUAGCUACAAAGUUUGCCAAACCGUUCAUUGAGGCUUUGAAAAGUAUCGAACUUGGAGGUGAACUAGACAUGGAAAUAUCAGAAUUAGAAACAAAGGGAGAUAAUAUGGUCACGUCAUCAGAUGGCUGUCGCAAAGGGGAGACCUCAGAACUGACUGAGCUGGCUGCAGUGGUAGAACAGCUUACUCCCAUUGAGAAGUAUGCGUUAAACUAUCUGGAGGAAUUCUAUACAUCAGGAGCUGCAGAGAACCCAGAGAACACAGAGGAACAGAAAAUUACAAAAAAGAAGUGGGAGGCUCUGCACCUGAAGGAGAACAAGGAGUGGGAAGAAAGAAUGGCUUGGGAAGAAGCAGAGGAACAACUUCUUACCUACACAAGAGAGGAUGCUUAUAAUAAGGAAUUUAUCUGUGAUGGUCCAGAUGGGCAGACAGAAGUAAUGCCGAUCUGGACACCACCAACACCUCCACAAGAUGAGAAUGACAUUUAUAUAGACUCAGUUAUGUGCCUGAUGUAUGAUUCCAACUCCAUCCCUGAGUCUAAACUGCCCCCUGUCUAUGUGAGGAAGGAGCACAAGAGACACAAAGCAGAUCCAGCAGCUGCAGGCCGUAAGAAGAAACAGAGACAUGGAGAAUCAGUGGUUCCUCCCCGCUCACUGUUUGAUAGAGCUACACCGGGUAUGUUGAAAGUGAAGAGGGAGGGCAAGGAGCAGAAGAAGAAUAUCCUUCUCAAACAACAAGCCCAGUUUGCCAAGCCCCUGCCAACCUUGGUUAAACCAGCGAAUGAAUCCGGCCCUGAUAAUCCUGAGUGGCUCAUUAGCGAAGACUGGGCUUUGCUGCAGGCAGUUAAACAUCUCUUGGAGUUGCCCUUAAACCUUACUGUGGUGUCACCAGCUCACACUCCCAACUGGGAUUUGGUCAGCGAUGUGGUAAACUCGUGCAGCCGAAUCUAUCGAUCCUCCAAGCAAUGUCGAAGCCGAUAUGAAAAUGUCAUAAUCCCAAGAGAAGAAGGGAAGAUCAUGUUUGAAGCUAAUCCUAAGAAGAAAACAAAGAGUAUAUACAAGACAAAGAACAGUCGACCUCUUCGGACCAGCCAGAUCUAUGCUCAGGAUGAAGGUGUGACACACACUCAGCUGUACACUAGUCGCUUUGAAUUGAUGAAAAUGACUGCAGGAAAGAGGAGUCCACCAAUUAAACCACUAUUGGGAAUGAAUCCAUUUCAGAAGAACCCAAAACAUGCUUCCGUUCUAACAGAAAGUGGAAUCAGUUAUGAUAAACCUCUGCCACCUAUCCAAGUGGCUUCUCUCCGAGCUGAGCGGAUUGCCAAAGAAAAGAAGGCAUUAGUUGAGCAACACCACAGGGCACAGCAGCAAGCUGGUCCACAGGCUCCGCAACAGCCACUCCAGAAUGGUCAACAACCAUCAGCUCCAGCUAUUCAGCCUGCCCAAGCACAGCCUCAGCAACAAGUGGUCCAAACACAAGUUGUCCAGCAGCCACAGGCGGUAGUUGCAAGUCCAGUUGGCACCAGUGUACCAACCACUGCAGUUCUGGCUGGAACCAUCAAAACCGCAGUAACCGGAGCAAGCAUACAAGCUGCGGCUGUCAGUGGAAACGUUAUUGUAAACACAGUUGCGGGUGUACCUUCUGCCACUUUCCAGCCCAUCAAUAAGAGGUUGGGAUCCCCUGUUAUACCUGGAACACUUGCUGCUUCUGGGGGAUCUCCGCAGGUUGUGCAUACACAGCAGAGAGCUGUAGCCACUUCUGCCACGGCUGCUGAGAUGGUCACUAUAGCAACAAAUCAGGGAGUGCGAGCAGUGACGCCGGUGACUGGUGGAACUGUGGUGUGUAGCAGUAUUACACCUGUGCAGACGCAGGCCCGGUCAGUUGUUACACAGGUAACAACAGCUACAACUGCUGGAGUUCAGCUGGCCAGUAAAGCCAUUGCCUCAGCCCAGUUCCAGCUUAUUCGGCAGCAGCAAGCUGCCCAGGUUCAGGUUCCUCAGAUUCAGGCUCAGGCUCAGUCCCCUGGGCAAAUCAAAGCUGUCGGCAAACUCUCCCAGGAGCAGCUACUGAAGUUACAGAAACAGAAAAUGCAGAUUCCACAACAGACAUCCCAAACAGCAUCUCAACAGCAGCAGCAACAGCCACAGCAGCCUCAGCAGGGAGGACCACAGGCAGCACCAGUACAGGGCCAGCAGCAAGCACAGCCACAGCAACAGGCUCAGCAGCUUGCUGCAGUCAAUGCACCAAGAGGUGGUGCUGUGCUCACAGGGGCUACUGUUGCUAAUUUACAGGUGGCUCGGCUGCUUCAGGCUCAGGGGCCAAUCCAGGCUCAACCAGGACAAACAGCACAAGUGGCCCUAGCUAAGCCUCCAGUGGUGUCUGCAGUUGUGUCAUCUACAGGAGUGACCACCCUUCCAGUCACUGUAGCAGGAAUUAGCGUUGCUAUUGGCCAGCCCCAAAAAGCUGCAGGUGGACAGACAGUGGUUGCUCAACCCCUAAAUGUACAGCAACUUCUAAAACUAAAGCAGCAACAACAGCAGCAAAAAGCUCUACAGUCAGGGGCGGCUCCUGCACAGGCUGCUGUUCAGCAACAGAAGCAGAUAACAGCCCAGCAAGUUACUGUCCAGGCUCAGCAGCAACAGCAGCAACAAGCAACUCAACAGCAGAAGUUGACAUAUACCACUCAGCCAGCAAUAAAAACCCAGUUCCUGACCACCCCAAUUACUCAGUCUCAGAAGUCACCUGGAGCACAGCAGGUGCAGGCGCAGAUUCAGGUACAGGUUGCAAAGCUUCCUCAGGUGGUCCAACAGCAGGCAGCAGUGGCAAAUAUCCCGCAGAUGGUUCCAGCCUCUCAGCAGGUCCAGCCUCAAUCUGUGACAUUGACUCAAGCGACAGCAGCAGGCCAGCAGCAGGUUCAGGUAUUGCCUGCUGGGUCAGCUGCAGCCCAGGUGGUUCAGCAGAAACUCCUUCAACAGCAGCAGGUUGUGACUGCAGCAGCAGCUUCACCACAGCUCCAAGCUCAAUCCAAUCAGAGCCCAGUAUCCACAGGGACAGCAGAAGGCCAAAACCAGCAAGCAAAGCUUCAAGUCAGAGCUUCUACUGUCCGGAUCAAGGCUCCCACAAAGCCCAGCUGAAAAACCAUGUGAGAGGUGGAGAAAUUAAGAAGCAUCUCCAAAAUGUGUUGCACCCUCUAAAUUAGCACCUCUAAGAACUCUUAUACAUGUUGUCUGUCAUGUCUGACAAAGUGUUUCAUUCAUCUAAAGAAAAAUAAUAAUUAGUGACUUUUUAGUGAAUGUGAAGAAAAGGGAUAUGAAGAAAGGGAUAUGAAGGUCCCACAGAUGUUGUCAUGGACUGUUUUAUUUCGAAGAGAUGUUACUUAUAUGGGAAGAAAAAUACAGUGCCAUUGUGGAUCUCCUCUUUGUGGAUUUCUGUCUCACUUUUUGCACCAAGGCAUUUGUAAAGGAUUUAAGCUUAGAUUUUUAGUUCUCAAACUCUCUCAUUUGUCAAAGUGUUUUAUCUUGUUUUUAGCUUAGUGUUGGGGUAUAUUGCUAUAGAACUUAAAAAGGGAAGGUACACAAAGUGGAAUAUUGUAAUAACAUGGAAGAUUCAUCUCCCACGUCUUUCAUCUGAGUGCAUGUUUACAUUGCAUCACAAAGCAUUUCCUGUGCAGUGUGGUAAAUUUAUGUGGUUCCUCAACUUCAUUUAUAUUUCAUUGCUACUGGUACAUCUGUGUAGUAACCAAUGGGGUCACCUGUUCUAGUGACAACUGAGAAAAUUGGGAUUGAAUCACUUCCUAUUCUGUCUCCAAAGCAUAGCUCUACCAAGCAUACAAAGAUUAUGUCAGCAGAUCAGGGGUGUUGCCAGCACUGGUUUAAGCCGUCCAUAGAUGAUGCAAUUUUCUUACCUGCAACCGCGGAUUGCAGGAAACAAAAUCACCUGCUUCCCUCAUCAACACACUGUAGAAGUAGGAAGAGAUAACCC
Molecule: messenger RNA, 10199 nt
Organism: Rana temporaria (common frog)
Lineage: Eukaryota; Metazoa; Chordata; Amphibia; Anura; Ranidae
Product: E1A-binding protein p400-like
Exons: 54
Coding region: 173-9352 (3059 amino acids)
Molecular function (GO): ATP-dependent chromatin remodeler activity; ATP binding
Source: RefSeq, a predicted model, not a curated record